Messenger RNA from Hemibagrus wyckioides, 7577 nucleotides. RefSeq names its product dynamin binding protein (gene dnmbp). Gene Ontology annotation, biological process: intracellular signal transduction. Gene Ontology annotation, molecular function: protein binding; guanyl-nucleotide exchange factor activity. Bases 302 to 5302 code for a protein of 1666 amino acids. Lineage: Eukaryota; Metazoa; Chordata; Actinopteri; Siluriformes; Bagridae. The record is from RefSeq and is a predicted model, not a curated record. The transcript is spliced from 17 exons. Gene Ontology annotation, cellular component: cytoplasm.
CGGUGGGAAAAGUACCGCCCCUGAGGGUGGUGAUGUGAGUAUGGGGAGCAGGAGCAGGGGAUCAGCCUGUGGGAUCGGGAUGAAAGCUGAUCCUUGUGGAACGCAGAUGCCAAACACAGGAAAUCAUCUGCUGCGGGUCAACACGUAGCCGAUAGGCUAACAAAACUUUCCACUAUUUAAAUGCUCGAGACUAGAUUUAUGAAUGGCAGGAAGCGGGAACUGUAAAUAAUUGUGUACAGAAAAAAAAGAAGCAACGUGUACCAGCCAGAUCGUUACUCUGUCCCACAGGUAAUGAGUUAACAUGGAGGCAGGCAGCGUGGUGCGUGCUGUGUUUGAGUUCCUACCCAGUGUCUCAGAGGAGCUUCCUCUCUUUACCGGUGAUGUUGUUGAAGUCCUUAGUGUAGUGGAUGAGUUUUGGUUGCUCGGGAUUAAAGACAGAGUCACAGGUCAGUUUCCAAGCACCUUUGUUGAAUCUGUCACAGUUCCCCCUACAAAGGCAGGAGAGCAACUUUAUGUGUGCAUCAGUGACUUCAACUCCUCUGAGCCAGACAACCUGUCCCUGAAGAGAGGUGAUGUGGUGGCUGGAGAGGGCAAUGUAGAUGCAGUUUGGCACAGGGGUCGGAAUGCCUGGGGCUCACGUGGACUUUUUCCAUUAUCCUGUGUGAAGGAGCUGGAGCUAUCGGGCCGCUCUAAGCAGCUGAGUGAGCGCAGUGCAGCUGCCCAAGAUUCUGAUCUGCCUCCUUAUGCUCUGGGCCAGGGACGUGCUCUGAUGAGCCUGCACGCCCAGCUGGAUGAAGAGCUUGACUUUCGUGAAGGUGACCUCAUCACUAUAGUGGCCAUGCCUGAGCCUGGUUGGUUCCAGGGUGAGCUGGACGGUAGGACAGGAAUCUUUCCUGAGGGUUUCGUAGAGCUGCUUGCACCUUUGCGCUCACUCCUGCCUGACAAUCCUAUGAGCCAUGGACAGAGUCAGUAUCUCACCUGCAGAAUGGAGGAAGAGGAGGAAAAGGAAGAGGAAGAAGAGGAGAGACUGAAGGACAGUGUAGAAAGGCAGACCCAAGAAGAAGAUAAAGAGGAAUCUGGUGUGUAUGGAAUUGCACAGUAUGAUUUCCGAGCUCUGGAGCCGGAGGAGCUGGACUUUGAUGUUGGGGACAGGAUACAAAUACUUAAAAGUCUAGAGGAUGGGUGGCUUGAGGGGCAGGUGCGGGGCAGAAGGGGUAUUUUCCCCCACCGCUUUGUUAAGUUUGAGAAACAGUUAGAGGAACAAGUGCCCACUGUAAGUGGAAAAAACGACACCUGUGAAAAAGAGGAAGGAGACAGUUAUGCUUCUGAUCAUAGUUGUGGUCAAGAAGACCAAGCUUUCCAAGCACAUAUCCAGGAUGGGACAAGCCAUGAGGACUAUACGGUGUGGGAUCUGGACUACUUUGAGAAAAGAGAAGAAUGCAGAGAAGCCUGUAAAAGGGACACAGGGUCAGAAAUCAGCUGUCAGGACAGAACAACAGUUCAGAGUCUGCCUCAGAAUCAGCCAGAUCCCAGGAGACAAGAGAGGCCACCACCACCACUUGUCCAUCCCAGUAGAACAGGCAAUUCAGGCCCCAGGCCACUCCAGAGAACUAACUCAGGAAAUCUGAUUCCACCCAGACCACAGCUGCCUCCUCGCCCCAGCCUCCACAACAGACAGAACAGCACAAGUAAUCACAGCAGCCCUCCUGAACCACCACCUGUUCCUAACACCAGGAACACCAGCCUUAACCGAUCUAAUAGAAGUUCUUCAACUCUUCAGAGCAAUUCAUCCUGGACAAGGAACAAAGGCUACUAUGCCUCACAUGACAGCAGAGUCCCAUUCAGCAGCAGAAAAUCAGCCAGUCAAGCCACCAACAGACAGAAGAAGUUGACCCGUCAUGCAAGUGUCAGCGAUGCUGACCUGGGAACUUAUGGGCGUGGGGAGCAUAAUAUAUGGUCUCAGGAGCAGGGCAGUAAUGGACUAACCAUGUCUCAUACGUUAGGCUCUUUGUCUGGUGACCUAGAAGCCAAGUUGACCCAGCAGCUACUAGAGUUCGAAAGCAGCCUUCCAGGCAGAUAUGGAGGAAAUGAUGAGCAGCCCAUGAGAAACAAUCAAUGUAAAGACAAUUUUUCCCGCCACUUUUCUAUCAUGGACUACAGUAGCGAGAGUGACAUCAUCAAAGGCUUUUCCCAUGAUUCGCCCCUGUCUAGCCCCAGCUCAUCUCUAGAAAGACGGAAAACACUGCGGCCCCCUCCUCCUCGUCCCAGGAUUCUCAGACCACCAGCACCUCGUGGUCACACUUCUCUUAGCAAUGGUCAAUUUUGUCAACAGCCCUACAGGCCAAUGCGACAAGCUCCACGGCCACCUCCACCUUGUCCUCGACCUCCUAUGCAGCACUCCAACCUCUUGGUCUCAACAGAGGAAGAGGAGGGUACACCGGAGGAAAAGGUGGAGGAGGCCGAAGAUGCUCUACAGAGGGAGAGAGAGAUUGAGCAAGAGAGGGAAAGAGAGCAGGAGCAAUAUAGACUUCUCCUGAGACUUGAGGAAGUAGAAAGAGACAUUGAUAUGUACACACAUACAGCACAGGAGUUGAGUGCCAUGCUAGAGGAAGAGGGAGAGGAGGAUGAAGUGGCACGUCAGCAGGCCUUGGAGAAUCUGGAGUUCUGCAACUUCACUGUGGAGACUCUCACACUGGAGCAACAGCAGUUGCGAGAGAUGACUCUACUGUCGGCCCAGCCCAAAUCGCUAGAACCUGCUCCAGCCUCUGCAGCCACCACAGAGGAUCCUGAGCAAAGGAUGUUAGAGAAAAGGUCAAAGGUCAUAGAAGAGCUCCUGCAAACUGAGAGAGAUUACAUCAAAGACUUGAACAUGUGUAAGGCAGAAAUCAUCGUACCUCUGCAGAUAAAACAGGUCCAGAAUAUAGACUUCGAUGGGCUCUUUGGCAACAUCGACUCUGUAAUUGAUCUCUCCACACGUCUUGAAGAAGCUCUUCAGGACACUGACUCCAUAGGAAAAGUGUUCUUGGACUUCAAAUCAGAACUGGAAGAGGUGUACAAGGUCUACUGUCAGAAUCAUGAUGAUGCCAUCGCCUUGCUGGAGACCUAUGAGAAAGAUGAAAACAUUCAGAAGCAGGUGCUGGAAUGCCUGGAGAACCUCAGAGCGAUAUACCAUGAGUGGGGGAAGACCAACUACAUAAAUCUGGGUUCGUUCCUAAUAAAGCCUGUACAGAGGGUGAUGCGUUAUCCGCUGCUGCUCAUGGAGCUCUUGAAUGCCACACCAGAGUCACACCAUGACAGGAAGCAGCUUGCAGAUGCAGUGUCAUCUGUCAAAGAAAUCAAUGUCAACAUCAAUGAGUACAAAAGAAGAAAGGACCUGGUGGUGAAGUACCGCAAAGGGGAUGAGGACAGACUCAUUGACAAGAUCUCCAAACUAAGCAUGCACUCCAUUAUCAAGAAGUCAAACAGAGUGAGCAGUCACCUCAAACACCUGACUGGAAUUGCACCACAGAUUAAAGAUGAAGCUUUUGAUGAGGCGGAGAAGCGAUUUAGACUCCAGGAGAGAUUAAUCAAGUCCUUUAUCAGGGAUAUCUCUCUUUAUCUGCAGCACAUAAGGGAGUCAGCCUCUGUAAAGGUGCUGUCAGCCAUCAGCUUCUGUGAUAUCUACACAGAGCGACAGAAACAACUGGAUCCAGAGCGCUUCCAAAGAGCUCAUCGGUGUAUCAGUGACAAGCAGUUCACUGAAUUUAAAGAGAGGACAGAGGCUCUGGUCAUCUCUCCCCUCAACCAGCUGCUUUCCAUGUUUGCUGGUCCACACAAGCUGAUCCAGAAGCGCUUUGACAAGCUACUCGACUAUGAUAACUGUAAGGAGCGAGCAGAGAGGUUAAAAGAUAAACGUGUGCAGGAAGAGCUGCAAACAGCAAGGAACAACUACGAGGCCCUGAAUGCCCAGCUGCUGGACGAGCUUCCCAAAUUUCAUCGUGCUGCUGAAGAGCUCUUCACCAACUGCAUGCGAGGCUUUGCUCAGGCACAGAGAGACUUCAUGUUUCUCACACUGGGAGAGCUCUCUCCACUCCUGCAGCUGCCAGGUAUAGGAGGCACGGAGGGGAACCUGGUGUCACUGUUUCAGGAAGAGCACAGCAGAGUUCUCCAGCUUUUACAAAGCUUCAGCUUCUUCCCAGAGAACCUUCCCAUGCCACGCAAAGCCUAUGAAAAGAAAACCCUUGAGAAACCGACUUCCAAGAAGCCGCUUCUAAACCCUCCAAAUUGCAUAAUGCAGACUGAUGAGCAUCGGACAGGGCUACUUGCUCUCUACGGCCCAGAGAGACUAUUCCAGGCUGAAAGAAAUUUUAAUGCUGCACAAGACCUGGAUGUGUCCAUUCAGGAGGGUGAUAUUGUGGGAGUCAUCAAACAGCAAGACCCCAUGGGCAGUCAGAAUCGAUGGCUUAUAGAUAACGGUGUCACAAAGGGCUUUGUUUACAGCUCCUUCUUAAAGCCCUAUAACCCACGACAAAGCCAUUCAGAUGUUUCUAUUGAGAGUCAGUCUUCCAAUGAGUCAGGAUAUGGUGGCUCCUCCCCUGUGUUCUCACGACAGAACAGCAACAGCACACUGACAUUUAACCAUGAGACAUCUUCCGUCAGCUUCUCUUCGGGUCACACUCCAAACCAGGCAUCACUACGCCUCUCUCAGGACUCUAACACCUCCCAGAGGAUUCCCCACACCGAUACUCCAUCACCAAGCUACCCUCAGACUAAUCAGAGGGAUACCCCUGACUCUACCUAUAGAAAUUCCUCCAAUCAGAAAGAACUGUCUGAGACUGCUGUUCAUAAUGCUGCCAAUCACAGAGACUAUUCAGAGACUUUGUCCCGAAAUCCUGCCAAUUACAGAAAUUCCUCUAACUCCAGUUACACUCCACCAACUAAUCACAGAGACCCCUCAGACUCUUCAGAGACAGACUCUUGUUCAUCCAAUAAAGACUCUAGACACGAUGCAUCACAGAGGCACACAGCUUAUGGCUCUCAGCAGAGACAGAACAUCGAGUGUUCAACACAGAAAAGGAAGCCUCAGUAUUCUGCUGAUGAGUACAUAGAGCCUGAACAUGAGCUGGACGGCAAUCAGAUAUACUAUGCUCUUUAUUCAUUCACUGCACGCUGUGCAAAUGAGCUGAGCAUUUCAGCCAAUCAGAGAGUUAGAAUCCUAGAGUUUCAGGACAUGAAUGGCAACCAGGAGUGGUGGCUGGGUGAGGCCGGAGGACGGCGGGGCUACGUACCUUCCACAUACAUCCGCAAGUCAGAGUACACCUGAGCAUGAACGCUGUAUCAGAGGAAGAAAAAUAUCCAGUUACCCCAACCACCACAAAUAAGCUGAGCUGCAGAGCCAAGUGGAAAAAAGGACAAUGUUGUGCUUUUAACUAAGUGAGAGAUGGACUGAUGUGGUGAAUGAGAAAGCAGAUUAUUGCUGUUUAUGGCAACAAAAUGUGACUAUUCAUAAAUGCAUUUUCUGGCUUUCUUUUAUCUCUUAUGGACUUCCUCAUUGUGACAUUCUUGAACAGCCAUUAAAAAUUUUGCUUUUUGAGUUUGGAGAAAGAAUAGAAUGAUUGUGUGAAAGCAUGGGUUAUGUUCAGGUGUCUGAAUGAACAAUAAAUGAGUGCAUAGGAGCUGGGCAGGAGAAGUCCAAAAAUAUGCUAGCACUUACCUGGUUUGCUAAAGGAAAUAGAUCAUGAAAUAAAGAAAAUAGAAUGAAGUGUUAAAACCUGUGUUGGAUAUGUGAGCAUAACACUGGCAUGCAUUACUAGAGGAAGUAAAGUAAUGAGAAAGCAGUGCAUGUUCUCGGGUACUUAGUGAACAAAAGCAGUGGUUUGAGCAUGAUAUUUCAGAGCUUUUUGGAAACAUCUAGACUUGCUUGUAAGACAAUCAGAAACAUCCCGUAUUCAAAUGUGCAUGUGAUCAAACAAUUAACAAAGUUUACGAAUCUUUCACAGAGCUCAGAACAAGACUCGGUAUAUGCUGAACAAUAUUUAAGAGUCCAAAUAAAAUGUGAGAGGGGGGUUUUAUAAAUACAGUACUUCCAUAAUUUUGUAUUUUUUUUCACUUUUUUGAAUGAAUUGUUCCUUACAGUUACCUUUGAAUGGGUUUUAGGAGCCAGAGCCACAUAGGAGGUAGAUCAAUAGUGAUUUCAUCCAUUGAAACCAUGAGGCCCUAGAGGUCCUUUUGAUGCAUGCUGUUGAUGACUUUCAUCAUAUUCAUCUCUGAUGCUGUAUAGUAACCAUGUAUGUACUGUAUUCCAGUCACAAGCAAUCUAUUCCUUUCUCAUUUGAAUAAAACAUCUAGGAAAAAUGAACUCAAGGACUGAAUGAAUCUAUACAAUACAGAGCUCCUUUACAUACAUGUCUGGCUUCAAACGUUUACCUACAUUGAUCAGCUAUAACAUUAUGACCACCUGCCUAAUACUGUGUUGGUCCCCCUUUUGCUACCAAAACAGUCCUGACCCAUCGAGGCAUGGUCUCCACUAGAUCCCUGAAGGUGUGCUGUGGUAUCUGGCACCAAGAUGUUAGCAGCAGAUUCUUUAAGUCCUGUAAGUUGUGAGGUGGGGCCUCCAUGGAUCGAACUUGUUUGUCCAGCAGAUGCUCGAUUGGAUUGAGAUCUGGGGAAUAUGGAGGCCAAGUCAAACCUCAUCAAACCAUUCCUGAACCAUUUUUGCUUUGUGGCACAGCACAUUAACCUUCUGAAAGAGGCCACAGCCAUAAGGGAAUACCUUUUCCAUGAAAGGGUGUACAUGGUCUGUACAUGGUCUGCAACAAUGCUUAGGUAGUAAAUAGUGGUAAGUGUCAAAGUAACAUACACAUGGAUGGCAAGACCUGAGGUUUCCCAGCAGACCAUUGCCCAAAGUAUGACACUGCCUCUGCCGAUUUGCCUUCUUCCCUUAGUGCAACCUGGUGCCAUGUGUUCCCCGUGAUUCAUCAGACCAGGCCACCCUCUUCCAUUUCUCUGUGGUCCAGUUCUGAUGUUCAUUUGCCUUUUGUUGCCGCUUUCAGCAGUGCACAGGGGUACCCUGAAUGGUCUGCGGCUAUUCAGCCCCAUACGCAACAAAAUGUGAUGCACUGUGUAUUUGAGCAACAGUAGCUCAUCUGUAGGAUCAGAUUACCCUGGACAGCCUUUGCUCCCCAUGCGCAUCAGUGACCCUUGGCCACCCAUGACCCUGUCUCCGGUUCACCACUGUUCCUUCCUUGGACCACUUUUGAUAGAUACUGACCACUGCAGACCAAGAACACCCCACAAGAGCUGUAGUUUUGGAGAUGCUCUGAUCCAGUCGUCUAGCCAUAACAAUUUGCCCCUUCAUCAAACUCACUCAAAUCCUUACACUUGCCCAUUUUUCCUGCUUCUAACAUCAACUUUGAGGACAAAAUGUUCACUUGCUGCCUAAUAUAUCCCACCCACUAACAGGUGCCAUGAUGAGGAGCUAAUCAGUGUUAUUCACUUCACCUCUCACUGCUCAUAAUGUUAUGUCUGAUCGGUGUAUAUUGCUUCAUGUAUCAGUGUAACCAAAUGCAUGUUUAAAAAAUAAACUGAUUGUGAAAUUG